AUGUUCCCCUUCAAACUUGUCACUUUCCUCCUCCUUGGCUCACCAGUUUUCUCAUACAAUGUAACCAACUUCUAUGCUACAGUAAGACUCAAUGAUAACCCAAAACUUGACCGUGAUAUAAUAAUAGACACAACUAGUCAUCAAUCUUUUCUGAUGCAAAACACUGUAGCUUCACCAAAACGUGGAGUUGACUUCAGAAGUUCGAAGACUUUUAAAAAUAUCGACCAAAGAUUCUCCAGUCAAUACAGUAAUGGUCGAAUUACGGUAAAUGGGGCUGUGGGAGAAGACGAAAUUCAUGUUGGUCCGAAAGUCUUUAGAAGUCAAUUUGGAAUUUUUGAAAAAUCAAACGGCCAAAACCCGGCUGAUGCUUUUACUGGCACUCAGACUGUUGGUGUACUAGGUUUGAGCCGAAAGCCAGCUGACAAUGUUUUGAGAGACAAUCUACUGAAUCAAUAUGAUGACAAAACUGUUUGUGUAUCGUCUAUCAAGUACAAAGAGUAAGUCUCUAAAUCAAUGAGCUAAGGCUAGGAGUGAGUAAGGAGUGGGUAACGAGGGGUAAGGUAGGGUAGACUAAAGUAAUGUAGAGUAGAGCAGGGUAGGAUGAGGUAGAGCAGAGUAAUCUUUUUUUAUAAUAAAAUUGAUUUUCAGUCGUGCCAGUCCAUACACAACAAUAGGAAAACCCGCAGUAAACCCAGUAACUACAGUAAAAUCCGUGGACAAUUCAGAAGGCCUAUGGGAAGUGAAGCUUGACUUCGUAAAGCUAGCCUGUUUCCAUCAAAACAACCCGGAGAACGCCAUUAUUUCUACAGCAACUGAGGAACUCACCGUACCUGAAGCGUAUUUCGAGUUUAUAACUGAAGUGUUGGGCUCACGGUACGACGAAAAGUACGGCACAUACAUCUGUAGUUGUGAAAGAACGGCACCGUUUCGGUUCGGCAUUAACGGCGAGGUUUUCGACGUGCCAAUCCAUGAUUACAUCACCAAAAUCGAGGGCAACAUAUGUGCGUUGAAGGUGAAUGUCGUGAAGAACAAUGAGAAAUUCGUUUUGGGUGCCAGAUUUCUGUUGGAAAAUGGAGUUUGUUUGAACUUCAAAAAGAAUACUGUAACUUUGUUCAAGCCAAAUGAGAGAAAAAGUGACUUGAAGCCUAUGGAAAUGAAGUUAAGAGCCGACAGAGUAUAA
Molecule: messenger RNA, 1180 nt
Organism: Bursaphelenchus okinawaensis
Lineage: Eukaryota; Metazoa; Nematoda; Chromadorea; Rhabditida; Aphelenchoididae
Source: the annotation of a GenBank genome assembly